This is a messenger RNA of Paramecium tetraurelia, 1554 nucleotides long. RefSeq lists its product as uncharacterized. The transcript is spliced from 5 exons. Gene Ontology annotation, molecular function: protein binding. The record is from RefSeq and is a predicted model, not a curated record. Lineage: Eukaryota; Ciliophora; Oligohymenophorea; Peniculida; Parameciidae.
AUGAAAAGCAAUUAUCAUUUCACUCUAAUUUUGAUUCAGAUCUCACUUUUUCAUAGAAGAAGCAAAGAAUAGAAGGAUGACCAAAAGCAAUUACUAAUAGAACAACUCAAUCUUAUUCUAACUCCACACAAAUGUCCAAAGAUAGCGCAAGUUGACAAAGAUUUAGAAUAAUUAAAUGCUCAAAUUAACAAUUUGAAGAUCUAUGAUUCAGCUACAUACUAAAAAUCAAUCUAAAAGAUCAAAUCAAUCAAGAAAGUCAUUUCAUAGGUGAUUGAUAAAUAUUUCAUUAAUCUGAUCUCACAAUACUAGGUUAUUACAACCGAUUUGUUGUAGACAUCGUUGUAGCCACUUAAAUAAUUAAUAUAUAGUCUAAGGAAUGAAUUACAUAACUACGAUGAAAAUUAAGUUCAGGAGGUAUUGGAUAGAUAGAAUAUCAUAAAUGAGGAAUUUAAUUUAUUAAAAAAUUACUUACCUAAAGACAUCACUCUCUAAAUCAAUAAUAAAUCUUUGUAUGACAUUAAAGACUCAUUAUAAAAAAUGGUAUUGUAUCUAUUUGCUAUCAAAGAUGAGUUUAAGAUAAUCCCCAAUUACUUUAGUGGGUUCAAACAACAGAAGAAGAAUUUGGUAACUUUGAAAAGUAAAGCUAACAAAUUCAAGUUGUAGGAAAUGCAAAACUCCAUCCAUUCAUUUAGAAAUAAUAUACUAUAUUCCUCAAAUAUCGAUGAAAUAGACAAAGUUAAAGAACAAAAAUUGAUCCUCUCUUAAAACUAAUGUAAAUUGGAUUAUGUCACUAUCAUAAAUGCAAAUCAAUAUUUAUAUUUUAUUGGUUAGGUGUUCCAAAAUCCUGAGAACUCAUAGAAAAUAAUAAGUGAUUAGUUUAACAAGUAUGACAAAAUGAAGAAUAAACUAUUGAAAUUAUAAGAUUUGCCCUGUAAAUCCUAUGGGGGAUAAGCAAUCAAAUACUAGAAAACAAUAUACUACUGGGGAGGAUAUGUAUAAUUAGAGAAUCAGUAAUUGGGCAGCAAAAAAGGAUUCAUGUACACAUUGAUGUUAUGUAGAUAUUCGAUUGAGAAUGAUAAAUGGGAAUAGAUAGAAUCCAUGAAAUAUCCAAGAAUCUAGGGAUAGUGUUGUCUUUUAGACCAUAAAAUCUAUUUAAUUGGGGGAAUGAUGAAUCAAUAUGUGGCCAAUGGAUUAAUUGAGAUCUAUGAUUCCAUACUUAUGAAAUUCGUAGAAACUAUCGAAUUGAUUAAUUAAUUAUCCUAUGUUCCUCAAUUGCUUGGAUAUGCUUUACCAAUUUCUAAUUAGGAAAUCUUAGUAAUUGGAGGACAGAAUCAGUUUGGAAAUGAAUGUGGUUCUCAGUUGAUCAAUAUCUUCUUAAAAACUGUGCAAAAAAAUAGUUAUAAUAAUAUUUAAAAAAUAUUAAAUGUAAACUGCACCCAGCCAAUAAUCUUUAAGCAAUAAAUAUAUCUAUUUAAUUCAGAGGAGAAGAAGGUUGAGUUCAUCCAAAUUAAUGCUGAUACCUUACAAGUAAAGAGUAUUAUUUAGAUAUAAUGA